AUGGGCAAAAGAAUAUUUUUCCGGAAUAAGGACAUAAAGAGAAAGCACUAUGAGCGGCAGGCAGCAAAUAGAUAUGUUGCAAAGGCUCACCAAAACAAAGAUUCCGUGAGAAAAAGGCAUGAGCGGACAGAAGAAACAAAAAAUCUACAUAAGGAAAAGGUGGCGGAUUAUCAGGAGUUUGUGAUAGAAGAAGGGUACAAGUCACCAGGAUAUCGGAUUAAGCCUGGCUGUCUAGCACCAAGCAUCGUCGUCAUCAAAGAUUUUAUCCGCUCGUACGUCCGUACCGUUAAAGGCACGGGGCGGCUCAGUCAAAAAAAAACAGCCACAGUGAGGACUGCCACAGCUUAUGCUGAGCAAUUCUUUGGUGGCUUUGAGGAAGCAACUGGCAGUAAAAUCGUGCCAGACGACCGUUCGGAGAUUUAUUCGUGGAUUAAAAAAACCUUGACGGAAGAAGGUGAAGUUGAGGACAUUAAAAAGCAGAAGUUCAAUUUUGACCGAAAUGAUUUCACCGAUCUUGUAGCAUCAAUGUGGACUCGCGAUUGUCCCAUCUUCAUGCAUGGACUUCUCAAGGUGUCCAUUCUGUUUGCGCUACAGGUUUUUCUCUUCACGGGAGCAAGAAUUGGUGCCUUCAUCCCAGAAUCGAAACGCAAAAGCCAACGAGGACUCCGAUAUAGGCAAUGGCUGAAAAAAAACCGAAAUGAAAACUACACGGUUUUCGGCAUUGGCAUCCGUGAUGACAGCCGACCGCAAUUUGCAUCCGGCUUGCUGCUCCUUGUCAUUGCCCUCGCGCAUGGGGCUAUCUCUGGCAUCAAUUCGUUGGCCGACUUGGCUCAGUUUGACCUCCGUGACGGGCGCACCACCGAAAUUCCGCUCAGUUGGAACCCAGACGCUUUGAAUAAGCCAGUAUUUCGAAAUGUUACCGCCAAAGGCCCACAGGAGGUGGCCCUCAAUAAAGAGAGGUUUUGUACCUUGCUUCGUUCACUCCUUACUGCAGCAGGUUACUCAAAGCACGCUACCAUCCACGAUAUCCGUCGAGCACUGGGCAAGAAGAUUGAAGCAAGGCAUGGCUCUGCACCCGUAUCCCAAAUAUACGCUCACCGGUCCGAAUCCACCUACCCUGAACAUUAUCAGGCGCACUGUUCAUCCAUUGACACCGUCGGUGAUGUUUUGGAUGAGGGGGAGGAGACAUACCACAUAGAAUACUUCCAGAGCUAUCGACAAUUUCGGGAAGUAGGACUUCCCUGCGAGCUACCAGCGGAGAUGGAAGUAGCCAUAAUGAAGAUGCCCGAGAUUGUCGAAGCCAGAGACCGCAUCAAACAACUCCUCGACAACGCAGACCAUUUCGGUGCCGCGGAAGAGGAACAAGAGUAUAGGAAGCUCUAUACUCGUAUUCAACUCUCCGAGCUGCAUCGCUUCCAACAUGAAUGGGUACAAGAAAGGAGACAGCGUCGAGUCCUUAACAGAGGAAAGGAUGAACCAGAUUGGCCCGAAGGCAACACUCGCACGCGUGCAUUGGCCCUCAUCAUGCCCGAACUGGACCACUUGGGAGCGACUCUAUCCAUCCCCAAGCAACUUGCCUUUGAUGAAAGACUGCUCUUUGCGGAACAACUGUUGACACAGUGCCGCCGUGAUUACAACGUGAUCUAUCUCCCCGGUGAGGCGCCGACGGACGACAGGAAAUGCCCUGUGCAUGAUUGCCGAAAGGACCUUCAGAGUCCCACACUCACGCACAGCGACCGAAGCGCUCACAUUCAUGACUGCACUCGUGGAGACAUAGCCCGACGUCUGCAUAUCGGUGAAUCAGACUUACGGUACUGUUACGAGUGUAUGACUUGGUGCCCGCAGGUAGAGUGGCGUGAUCACUGCAGUUACCACCUGCAAUCCUGGAGUGAUCUCCAUUGUGAAGUCGUUAUAUGUCGUUAUACUGUUAUUCGCCCCGGCUACUGCCCUUGUUGUGUGUGGAAUCAAGGCCUCCCAGCCGACAAAAGAUUGAAGUAUUGGACAUCGAGCGCGAAUCUGAGGAAGCAUCUUGAACACAGGCAUAUUGUUGAGAUCAAAUGGCCCACAAUAGACCCCAUAUGUGGCUGCCCACAGACAUUUGCAUCGGAGCAAGAAUUCCGGUACCAUCUACAUGACGUGCAUGGUCUGACCGAUGGAAUCUGGAAAUCCAGAAAACCAUCAUUAAAAAGGAAG
Molecule: messenger RNA, 2193 nt
Organism: Aspergillus steynii IBT 23096
Lineage: Eukaryota; Fungi; Ascomycota; Eurotiomycetes; Eurotiales; Aspergillaceae
Exons: 6
Source: RefSeq, a predicted model, not a curated record